Zootermopsis nevadensis is the source of this 3591-nucleotide messenger RNA. The record is from RefSeq and is a predicted model, not a curated record. Lineage: Eukaryota; Metazoa; Arthropoda; Insecta; Blattodea; Termopsidae.
UUAGCUGCUCGGCCAUGAGAUCACAGCCUGAAGGAACAGGUCAGUGAGUGAACUGGUGUAUCACAUUUUCCAGGUUUGGUGUCCCCUGGCCACGUCUCUAUCCCCUCCAGCAGCUGUCGACUUUCACCAGCCAAUGGCGAGUCUCGUGUUGUCUUCAGACGUUGGUAUUAUACGUGCUUAGGCUGACAGAAAGUGGGUCGUACCCAUAGAGUGAGGUUAUAGUGAAGGUUUGUGUGUGAUUCAUGGAGUCGAGAACAAACGAGAGGCGAUCCGCGCAACAGAGCAGUCAUGACUACGAUGAUGUUGGUACUACUGCUGGCCCCCCUAAUGCAGGCGGGCUACGUGCCCCCAGGACCCCUCUACAGGUGUCCCGUGAAGCCCUUAUUGCUGUUUCCCUGUGAAUGCGAGGCCGGGGGUGACAGCGGACUGAUAAUUCGCUGUGAGAACUCCAAUUUGGCGUCUCUGUCAGUUGGGGUCACAAAUUUGGCAGCAUUUGACACUCCGGUGGAACUCCUCACGUUCUCGAAGUGCCACAUCAUCUUCGUCAUGUCCAUAGGGCGUCUGUACGGUAGCAUGUUGUACCCGCUUCGGGUACGAGUUCUGCGGAUAGAGGACACGCCCCUGCAGCACAUCGAAGAAUAUAGUUUCUUGGGUGUGAACAGAACUCUUCAGGAACUCCACAUUGUGCGCUCUGAGCUCCAGGAGUUUCCCACUUUGGCAUUUCAGGUGCUGGGUAACGUGACGACGCUCAGAAUCGACGGUCACCAAUUCCGAACACUUGCCGGAGACGCUUUCAGUUCCGGGCUUCUACCUUCUCGUCUCGAGAGGCUGCAUAUCACUAAUGGGUUGCUGUCCGAACUUCCUCCAGAUGCCUUCCAGGCACUGCGUAAACUUAAGACGCUAGAUCUCCAUGGCAACGAACUGAAGGAGUUGCGUCGAAACCAGUUCAAGGGACUCCGGGACACGGAAGCCCUUGACCUCUCCCACAAUAACCUGACGAAGGUCGACUCGUCACAUCUGGCGGAUCUUAACAAGAUGUCCUGGUGUAACCUCUCGCACAACGCAAUACCGGAGCUCACCAGAGGGAUGUUCGCGCGGAACACGGUGCUCCGCGUCCUUCACAUGGACCAUAACCGUUUGCGUCGUCUGGACACGAACUCGUUCCGUGGAAUGAGAUUCAUUCGUCGGUUGUACUUCAGCGACAAUCAGAUCGCGGAUGUCGGUAGAGGAACGUUUGGAUCUGUGACGCGAGUCGGCACGGUUGAUCUCGCGAGGAAUUUCAUCAAGAAGAUCGACUUCCAGAUGUUCCACCAGCUGCAGUACGUCGAGCUGAUCGACGUAUCCGAGAACCUGGUGACGGAGGUUCACAAACUCGCCUUCAAGGACCUGUACCUGGUGCGCAUUAAUCUCUCCCACAACGCAAUCGAAAAGAUCGAAGCCGGCGCUUUCGAGAACUGCGCCAACGUCACUUUCCUCGACCUCUCUCACAACAAGCUUCAGAACAUCUCACGCACCGCUUUCGACGCCAACACGUACGCCACGGAGCUCGACGUUUCUUACAACCAACUGACGGAUCUGUCACAGGUGCCGCUGCACAACAUGACGGGACUGAAGAUUCUUAACGCCAGCCACAACGCGAUAGAGAAAGUUCCCAGGAACACGUUCCCGAAACUGUACGAGCUUCACACGGUGGACCUGAGCUACAACAGGAUCCGCGAAGUCUGGAACUCGGUGUUCCAGACCCUGUUCAGCCUGCGGUUCCUGAACAUGAGCCACAACGCUCUGAACUCCGUCAAGGGCUCGACAUUCGGAGCCCUUCACACUCUACUGGACCUGGAUCUCAGCCACAACGAACUAUCGGAAGUGAACAACGCCGCCCUGGCUCGGUGCGCCUCUCUCCGCGUCCUCACCCUGCGCAACAAUUCACUAACGCAAAUAUUCCAACUUCCCAUCUCUCUCGGCCACCUGGAUCUCUCCAACAACUCCAUUUCGCAUAUCCCGCCAUUAGAGACGUGGCCCACUAUGAACGCGUUGCUGUCCCUCGACCUGAGUCACAAUGCGAUCGGAGACUCCCUGGAGCGGGGUGCGUUCUUGAAUCUACUGACACUCCAGAAGCUAAACCUGGAGGGAAAUGGAAUGACGAGAGUGCCUUGGGAAAGUAUGAGCGAGUUGUCGACCCUUCAGUUUCUCUACAUGCAGCACAACUUAUUGACGAAACUGGAACGCGGUGCAUUCGGCCGGUUACCUGUGGUCUUCGAGCUGAAUUUGGCCCACAACCUGUUGAACAACAUCACGAGCAGAGCAUUCGAGGGACUUCUGCAACUUCUUACGCUCAACCUCACGGCUAACAACCUUACGACCAUCCCCAACGGAGCCUUCCAAGGUUUGGUAUCGCUGCGUACGCUUGAUCUGUCGCACAACCUGUUGGAGAAAUUGGACAACAAGACGCACGGUCUUCUUGACGACUGCCUGUCAUUAGAAAGAGUGAAUCUGAGCCACAACAAGAUUUCAUUUGUCACUCGUCAGACCUUCCCUAGCUCGCCCUGGGUUCCGUAUAGGCUGCGAGAAGUUGAUCUCAGCUACAACGCGAUGCCGGUUCUGACGUACGACAUCACGGUGGGUACCAGGCGUAUGGAGGUGCUUAAUGUAAGCCACAACAUCCUCAACGAGAUCCGCCACAACGUUCUUGGCAACCUGACGUCCGUGCGGGUUCUCGACCUGUCACACAAUGAGCUGACUGCUGUCACACGCCUGCCUCGUAACCUCACGAACCUCUACGCGCAACACAAUCUGUUGACCGUGCUGCCUCUGACGGAGCUUUUGUCACUUAAACCACAGCUCAGAGUCGUUGAUGUGCGAGCCAACAGAUUGCAGCACUUUCACCAUGAACUGAUGCCUCUUGUAGAGAAUGGGACGCACGUCUUGUAUUCAGGAAACCCAUUGAGCUGCGACUGUGAGGUUCGGCCACUGCGGCAGUGGUUGGCGUCCCAGGUGGCACCAGAUCCUGAAUGGGGAGCACUGCAGUGUUCUGCACCCCAGUUCCUGGAGGGAAAACCCCUCGUCAUGGUUCCAGAGGACAGGAUGACUUGCGACGCUGGGCGAGAUGGUCCUCGCUUCGAGAUCAAUCCUGAUGUCAAAUUUCGUGACGUCCAAAGGACGGGUGAUGGAGUGUCCAUCACGUGGUUUGUGUCAACACGCAGUGAUGUUGCUGACUUCCGCCUGGUGGCGCGCGAAGCAGAGCGCGUGGUUCUGGAGCUCGAUCUGCCUUACAGUGCACGCAGUCACGUGGUGCAGGGACUUCCCUCAAGCCUGCACAUUGAGUUGUGUCUUCUGGCACGAGAUAGCGCUGGCAACGUGCGACACUGGCGCGCCAGUCAGUGCAUUGAUCUCCCGCCUAGUGGCAGCUACUCGCACGCCAGUGCGCAUUUCACUUCCGUCAUUUGUUACGUGAUUAUUUUUGUCUCAUUGCAUCCCAUCAUCAGGCAGUAAUCAUCAAAUUGUUGUGCUGUGUACAUGAUGUAUAUAUCAAAACUUGGUUUUGUACAUAAAGAAAUUUUAUAAUUGGUUAUUAAAAAUCUUAUUUAAUUUUAA